GAUCUCGCCUCCCGCCCGGCCGAGAGACUCGGCUUUCCUUGGCAAAGCGCUUCACCACUGCAGCGCAGGGGACGCGCGCGGCGCCGGGGGAUCCGCGCAGCUACUAUCCCGCCCCUCCUCAGCCUCGGUCACGCCGCGAGGCUCCUCCUCAAGGAGGAGAAGACGGAGGAAGAGGGGGGAAAAAGUCCAAUCUGCAGCUACCUCGAGCAAGCCGCAGCGCUAUUACGCAGGGCGCCGAGUGGUUGGAGAAGAGACAGAAACAGCAGCCGGGGCUGCGCUUCCAGCCGGUUUUGUUUUGAAACUGAAUGUGAUUUGGAGUUCCCCACUGCUGUUACCCAGCACGAGUACCUUUUUGGAGAGAACUAUAGUGAAUACAUCUUGAUAAGUAGACAAUGGAUAGAGCUUAUGAGAUGGACGAUAGGGUUUUAUUAGCAAAAGGGGCUCAGGACAUUGCCAAGGAGGCCAAAAAACAGGCAGCAAAGAAAGCAAACCGAGCAGUAGAUAGAGCUCAAGAUGGCUACACUGAAAGAUCUUACAACAGAUUCCAGGCUGAAGAAGAAAAUGAUUAUUAUAGCCAAGAUGGAAAUUAUGAAGGAGAAGGAAAUGAAGACGAAGGAUCAAGUGAAGCAACUGAAGGACAUGACGAUGAUGAUGAAAUUUAUGAGGGAGAGUAUCAAGGAAUCCCAAGUACAGCCCAGAACAAAGAUGGAACUGCAGCUUUAGGACAGCAAACCAGAGAUGUUUAUAAGGAUCGAAGUGAAUUGGAGACAGAGCGAAAAGCUGAUGAAGAAGAACUAGCACAGCAAUAUGAAUUAAUCAUUCAAGAAUGUGGGCAUGGACGUUUUCAGUGGGCCCUCUUUUUUGUCCUUGGAAUGGCACUAAUGGCAGAUGGAGUAGAGGUUUUUGUGGUUGGAUUUGUAUUGCCCAGUGCUGAGACAGAUUUGUGCAUCCCCAACUCUGGAUCAGGAUGGCUUGGUAGCAUAGUAUACCUUGGGAUGAUGGUGGGAGCGUUCUUCUGGGGAGGCUUGGCAGACAAGGUGGGAAGGAGACAGUCUCUUCUGAUAUGUAUGUCGGUCAAUGGAUUCUUUGCUUUCCUUUCAUCAUUUGUCCAGGGCUAUGGCUUCUUUCUCUUCUGUCGAUUACUCUCUGGAUUUGGGAUUGGAGGAGCUGUUCCAGUUGUAUUUUCAUAUUUUGCUGAAGUACUUGCUCGAGAGAAACGUGGAGAACAUUUAAGUUGGCUUUGCAUGUUUUGGAUGAUUGGAGGUAUCUAUGCGUCUGCCAUGGCCUGGGCAAUCAUUCCUCAUUAUGGAUGGAGUUUCAGCAUGGGUUCUGCAUAUCAGUUCCACAGUUGGCGAGUGUUUGUUAUAAUGUGCGCCCUGCCUUGUGUUUCUGCUGUGGUGGCACUUACUUUCAUGCCAGAAAGUCCAAGGUUCUUGCUUGAGGUUGGAAAACAUGAUGAAGCUUGGAUGAUUCUCAAACAAAUUCAUGAUACAAAUAUGCGAGCUCGUGGCCAACCUGAAAAAGUUUUCACAGUUAACAGGAUCAAAACACCCAAACAAAUAGAUGAACUUAUAGAAAUAGAAAGUGACACAGGCACCUGGUACAGGAGAUGCUAUGUCAGAGUGCGCACAGAACUGGAUAGUAUUUGGUUAACAUUUAAGAGGUGUUUCACCUAUCCAGUCAAGGACAAUACAACUAAGCUUGCAGCUGUAUGGUUUACUCUUUCUUUUGGGUACUAUGGAUUGUCUGUCUGGUUUCCAGAUGUCAUUAAGCAUCUACAAGCAGAUGAAUAUGCCAGUAGAGGGAAGAAUUUUAGCAAUAAGAGGAUCAUGGACUUUGAUUUUAACUUUACUCUGGAAAAUCAGAUCCAUUUUAAUGGGACAUUCAUCAAUGACAGAUUCACAAUGAUGACAUUCAAAGCAGUUACUUUUCAAGACUCCCUUUUUAAGAACUGUUACUUUGAGGAUGUUACUACAUUGAAUACAUAUUUUAGAAACUGCACUUUUAUAGAGACCGUUUUCUUCAAUUCAGAUCUUGAGCCAUAUAAAUAUCCUGGCAGUGAAUUUAUAAAUUGUACGUUCUUUCACAAUAAGACAGGAUGUCAAAUUUCGUUUGAUGAUGAUUACAGUGCCUACUGGAUUUAUUUUGUUAAUUUUCUGGGGACUUUAGCAGUAUUACCAGGAAAUAUUGUCUCAGCUCUUCUGAUGGAUCGAAUUGGACGUUUAACAAUGUUGGGUGGUUCUAUGAUUCUUUCUGGGAUUAGCUGCUUUUUCCUAUGGUUUGGUACAAGUGGAUCCAUGAUGAUAGGCAUGCUGUGUCUAUACAAUGGCCUUACCAUCUCAGCAUGGAACUCUCUUGAUGUCAUUACUGUGGAGUUGUAUCCUACAGAUAGAAGGGCAACUGGCUUUGGCUUUUUAAACGCACUCUGCAAAGCAGCAGCUGUUCUUGGAAACUUAAUAUUUGGUUCUUUUGUUGUCAUUGCCAAAUCAAUACCUAUUCUGUUGGCUUCUACAGUUUUAGUGUGUGGAGGUUUGGUAGGACUUCGACUCCCUGACACCAGAAGCCAAGUACUGAUGUAAUUUGAGAUGGGUGGUGGAUAAAAAAAGCCAUUUAUUUGCUUUCCUCUGUUUCUAAGUGUCAUUUCUUGGAUGGAUGGAUGGAUGGGAGGAGGCUUCAGAUUGUUGGUUCAAGGAAAGUAAUUGCACAGAGAAGUUCUACCCUCAAAAUGAAACCACAGCAACAAAAUUUAAGAGAAACACGAGAAAGGGGAAAGAAGAGUGAAUUCAGUGGAGCCAUUUGUCCCAGUAUUGUGCAUCUCAUCAGUCCAACCCUGUUAAGUUCACAUCUGUAAAAUUCCAAUAACUGGAGUCUACAUGUGUCAUUCACUCACACAGACCUUUGCAGAUAAAAACUGUGGAGGAACCUGUAUGCAUGUAGACACCCAAAUUACAUUUAUGGGAAAAGAGAAAGAUGAAAAUUAUGGACUGGAACUGGUGGGAACAUAAGAUAUUAGGAACAAAAAAAAAUGGCCAUUGCCAACCUACCCCUCAGUUCAUUUAACGAGUGCAUAGAGAUGUUUUUGAAGACAGUUGCUAUUAAAACAAAAAAAAUAUAUAACCCCUGUAGCAGGGAGGCUGGCCGAACUCUCAUCACUCAGGGUGGUUUGACUGCCCCCAAUCUGGCACGUGGUGAAAUGGGCCACCCGAGCUACCCCGCAGCCUUCAGGGCUGCCUGAGCACUGCGCAGCCACCACAUGUGGGAGAAAGGGACAAGAGGGACCUGGACUCUUGCACUUUUAGGGGUAGGAUUAAGUCCCUUUUAUGCUUUCAUGCUGAAAGAACAGUUGAUGAAUAUCCCACCUCUAAAUUAAGGUUUCCAAUUAAAUUAAGAAAAAGAAUAAAGAUAAUAACUAUUUCAUAGAAGCUAUAUUUUUUCAUACAGAUAAUCUCUCUGUAGGAAAAUGGAUUUCCAAGCCAUUUCUGAAAAGCGCUUCUGUUUUGGUUGACGAGAAUAGGGUUCUAAGACAAAUAUUACAUCUAAAACAGCCUCUAGUCAUUUUUGAAUUUAAAUAAAUUACAGCCCGGAAAGCAGCACAUCCUCCUAAUGCUUGUUAUAGUCACAAAAAUUAAUAUAUUUAAAAAAUUAAAUUAAUAUAAAUAAACAUCUAGCCCUUUCUUAGGAGUAAAUGUUAAUCUAACAAAACUGUCCCCAGAACUCCUGCUUGUAGCUAGAUGUGCAUACAAAUAUGGACUGAUUAGGGAAGGUUGAUCUUACACAUAUUAUGAGACAAAUUAGAUUAAACUACCAUAUUUUUUGUGCCAUAAGACGCACUGGACCAUAAGACACACCUUGCUUUAGAGGAGGAAAAUAAGCAAAAAAAAAUAUCAGGCAGAGCCUGAGAGGACCACAAAUUGGUGUCCUCUCGUAUGCCAGCUUUGCCUAUUGACUCCUGCACUGCGAAAAAGAGACAGAUGAGGUGGGCAAUGACAAGGACAGAAAAGCACUGUAAAAGGACUGUGCCGCUGUGGCCUAAUUCACAGACAUUUCCACCCACUUUGUGGGGAGAAAACUGUGUCUUGUGGAGCAAAAAAUAUGGUACAUGAUAAUACUUGAGCACUAAUUUCCUAUAUUCUUAUAGGAAAAGACAAAAACCAUGGCAUUGUUUCUUUUGUAAACCACUAUAGGAACAGUACACACACACAAACAAACAUUUAGGCAUGCAAAACCAUAGCCUGUUGUAACUGAAUCUGUUUAAGAUGAAAAUAAUAAUUAUACCAGUGUGAGCCAGCAAUAUGCUACAGCUGCCAAAAAAAUCAAUGCAGUCCUAGGCUGCAUCAACACAGGGAUAGUGUCACAAUCAUGUGAAGUGAUAGUGCCACUUUAUACCACAUUUGGAAUACUGCAUCCAGUUUUGGUCAUCCCGAUAAAAAAAAAAGAUGUUGAGACUCUAAAAAGAGUACAGAAAAGAGCAACUAAAAUGAUUAGGGGACUGGAGGCCAAAGCAUACAAUGCAGGAACUGGGUGUGUCUAGUCUAAUGAAGGAGUAGCGGGUAACAUAAAAGCAGUUUUCCAAUAAUUGAAGGACUGUCACAGGGAAAGGGGGUUUUCCUAUUCUCCAAAAUAGUGGAGGACAGGACAAGAAGUAAUGAAUGGAAGCUUAUCAAAGAGAGAUCCACCCUAGAAUUAAGGAGAAAUUUCCUGACAGUGAGAACGCUUAAUCAGUGGAAUGACUUGCUUUGAGAAGUUGUGGAGGUUCCAUCAUUGGAAGUUUUUAAGAAGAGAUUGGACAGCCAUUUGUCCGGAAUGGUGUUAGAUCUCUUGCAGGGAGUUGGACAAGAAGACCUGCAAAGUUCCUUCCAAUUCUGUUACUCUGUAUUUUGUAAAUAAACUAACAAGACGAUCUGGGUAUAACAGAAAUGUUUUUAAGGCAUGUCAUCCUUUUCAGAUUGUUUUUAAAGUUAAAACUAUAGUAUGGGAAAAUAAUGCCCCUCUUUUGUUCUGAUAAUAUAUAUAUAUAUUUAUAAGUAAGUAUAAUUAACAAAAAGACUUGAUAUACAAAUUGAAGGAUUUUUAAAAAUAAUUUUUAAUCAAUUGUCUACUGGUUUAGCGAUAGAUAUAGCCUAAUGUUUUAGCCUAGUAGAACAGGAUCUCAGCUAAGUAGAAAGCGCAGGCCAGUAUAUCUUUGAAUCAGAGUUGGAAUGGUCAAUUUAGACCUUGAAGUCCAAUCUCCUGCUCAAUGUAAAAAUUCAGAUUAAAGCAAGUGAAAAAGAUAGCUGACCAGCUAACUAAGGUACUUCUUUCAACCCCCUUCAAGAGUAUUGAUUUACAACUUCUAUAAUCUUAAAAACAAUUUGCCAUGCUAUUUGGGAAUUACAAUAAUUAUAGUUCAGUACAUUUGAAGGGAGACUUGUCAGGGAAAGCUAAUUGUAGGGCUGUCUUUAUAUGGCCUGGCAGUCAUGUACAUUUUGAUAAAAGUGUUUUAAGCAGAUUGAACCGCUAACAGAGAGGUAAAGGUAUAAAUAUAUCCCAUUGGGUGGGUGGGUGGAAUCCUGUGUAUCCUUACAUGCAUACAUAGACCUCAUCAUAAUUUAAUACACUAUCUUUCCUCUAAAUUCUGACUCAUUUCCCCCCCAAAGGAAUACAUUAAGGUCAACUGGGGAAAAGUAGAUAUGCCUUAAACUAUGUAUAUUCUAAAUAAAACAGAAGAUUUUGGCUAACUGCUUUUUCUCUAUGUGUGAUCUAUAAUAUUUAUGUUCUGAAUUGUUUUUCAGUGUAGAUAUUUGUGUUAUAAUACUGAUUUAAGCCAAGAAUCCAUACUAUUUGUGUCCUAAAUUCGUAGAAAAUCUUGACAUUGUUAAUGAAUUUUGUAAUUGUUAUUGUCAGUUCAAUAUAGCUCUUAAUAUUUUUCUUUUGUUGUAAUUUGGUUAACCUUUUGUAGUCCGUUCUUUAAUCUUUUAACAGCUUUCCUUUCAUUCAGAGGGAAGAAACUUUUAAAUCUGUGUGGCCCUUAGGGGAUAAUACUUCUAGGUAUGAAAUCUGAAGCCUUGUACAGAUUGGGAGUAAUGAUGAAUCACCAGCUGUAAACCAUGCUUUUGAUAUGCACUGUCCAUAUAGAAUGAUGUGUUUUGUCUGCUUCCUUCAUGAAUGUAAUCAUUAAAAAUUCUGGAGCCAUAACUAAGCUUUAGAAGGAAAUCCGAGCACCAGCUCCAGAGUAAGGCCAACAUAAUAAAAUCUCAUUAUAGUUACAGUCAUGUUACUUUUUCAGACGCUAAUAAUAUUUUGACUCCAGAUUACAUUCUCAUUAAGGAUGUAAGCUUGGCCAAAUUCAGGAUACAACUUUGGCAAGAUCUAGGCAAAAAGAGAAAGUACACUUUGAAGAUUAAAAGGAGGAAGUGCACAAAAAUAACCAAAGACGUAUGUAUUCAUCUUGUCUGAAAUAUAUAACCUGUAAUACUUGUAAAUCCUUUUGUCUCUGUGACUACAUUUCCCCACUUCCCUAUCUGAAUAGGGAAUAGCAGGGUCUAAAGCAUCAAAGACAGUGCAAAAGAUACAAUGGGAUGUGGCGAAAAGAAAGUUUGCGAAAAACAAGUUUGCUAAAAAAGAAUAUACUACAGCAGUACAAUAGAGUUGUAAACAAAUACAACCAACUCAAAUGACAGGCUGUGGCUAAGAUUUAUUUAUUUACUUACUUAAUAGACCACCCAACUCCAUUGUGAUGUUGCUGAUGUUUGAUUACUUAUAUUAA
Ahaetulla prasina is the source of this 6745-nucleotide messenger RNA. It is a transcript of the gene SV2C, whose product is annotated as synaptic vesicle glycoprotein 2C. Gene Ontology annotation, biological process: transmembrane transport; chemical synaptic transmission. The transcript has 13 exons. The coding region runs from base 393 to 2579 and encodes 728 amino acids. The record is from RefSeq and is a predicted model, not a curated record. NCBI's taxonomy places the organism in Eukaryota, Metazoa, Chordata, Lepidosauria, Squamata, Colubridae. Gene Ontology annotation, molecular function: transmembrane transporter activity. Gene Ontology annotation, cellular component: membrane.